Amphiprion ocellaris (clown anemonefish) is the source of this 2279-nucleotide messenger RNA. It is a transcript of the gene stmnd1, whose product is annotated as stathmin domain containing 1. The record is from RefSeq and is a predicted model, not a curated record. Bases 165 to 1082 code for a protein of 305 amino acids. Gene Ontology annotation, biological process: microtubule depolymerization; neuron projection development; regulation of microtubule polymerization or depolymerization. Gene Ontology annotation, molecular function: tubulin binding. Gene Ontology annotation, cellular component: neuron projection; cytoplasm. The transcript is spliced from 5 exons. Lineage: Eukaryota; Metazoa; Chordata; Actinopteri; Pomacentridae.
CCGGCCCUAGCAACGGCCCGUCUCCAUGGCGACAGGCAGCGUCUGAGUGGAGGAAUGCGGGGCUACACGGGUCAAUAUCUGGGCUGAAAACACACCGAGCGGUGAUUAACCCCGACUUUUAGCACCUGUAUGGACUUUCCUCACCUCGCUGCUCUCGGGUGAAGAUGGGAUGCGGAAGUUCCUCUCAGACGACGGUCCGACCGCUGACGGCCGCAGAGCUGAACGGAGACCAGGAUGAGACUGGAAGUAAACUCGGUGGUCGUGGAGACUCGGCGGUGUCGAAGGGCACCGCAGACAGCGGUGUGGUGAUGGAGAACAGAGAGAUCACACGUUUACCUGGAGAAGUGUCCACGCAACUCCCUCCUCUAACAUCCGACACCGUUAGAGACAGUGAGGUGAACAGAAUCGCACAAGACUGCUUACUGCAGCGAGACAGCACGGUACAGGAGCGUCCGAAGUCCAGUGAGAUCCUGGAGGAGCUGCUGAAUCAGGGCAUCAUCCCAGUGGGGCAGAGCAGAGAGAAGAGCAGUGGGCCUCCAGAAGCCUAUAGCAUCAUGCUGGAUGACAGGGACGGAGUCAAACGACGGCCUCCUGCCAGACUGGAAUCUCUGAAGGCCAAAAAGGCUCAAAGUCUCCACAGCAGAGAAGAGAUUGAUGAGAAGAUGAGGCUCGCUGAGGAGAGACGCAAGUCAAGGGAAGACGAACUCAAGGUGCGUUUAAGGACCAAGUCGGCGCGCGUUCGUGGCCCUGCUCCCAUCUCCAGCGUGGGGGAGGAUGAAGACGCAUCCCUCACCCCCGUGGAGCCGCUAAGGUCACCUCUCUUCCCUGAUGCAGCUCCAGCUCCGCUGCAUGACGGCCAGAUCGCAUCUGAAGCCGCAGAGGGAGGGGAGUGGGCGAGACAGGCUGGAAGUGAUGGCAGGGAUGAAAGGAGGGGAGAUAACAGAGGUGGAGGUGCUGAGAGGGGAAGUGAGGAGUUGACCCAGGUGGAGGAGCUCAAGGCAGGUCAGCUUCUCUCAGCCUCAGGGGAGCUGGAGAGCGAUUCUAGCUUUCAACACGUGGAGGACAAAGACGGAAUAUUUUAAAUUACUGCACAAAAGCGCCAUUAACCAGCACAAAGAGGGCAGCAAAGAAAUAAUUCCUUUUGCACAAGGCUUUUAAAACCUGUAAAAAAUGUAUCAGAAAUGUAAAAAUGUACAUUUUUGGUGAGAAAUUGCCUUACAGUGGUAGCUAGAAUGUGGAUCAUUUGUUUUCAGGAGUAGAAUUAGCCUAUAAAUUGUUGGAAUAAUAAGCUCAGUAAGAAGCACAAAGGAAUGCGAGGGUUUUAUUUUAAACACAAUGUGAUUUACCUCAGUGACUGCUUUAAAAAAUAAGAUUUGAAGCUCUUGCCAACAAACCAAAUAGAUUUUUGUUUUACGCUGCAUUGUGAAAAAUAACUCUACAUGUGAAGGUUGGGCAGUUGUUCUGCUGGACAUAAGAUGGCGCUGUUUCAGUAGUUGUGCUGCAGCUAGAAGAUGAGCUACAUGGACAUGCUUUUUGGUGACAUGUGAGGAAGUGCCUUGAGUGAAUAGCCACAUUGAAGGCUUCUUGUUAAUCAAUAAAAGUCCCAUUUUUCUCAGAGUGUUGCUUCUGUGAAAGAAGAGUGUGUGCUGUGAAGAGAAAACUCAAAUAUCUGAACUUUUAGAUGCGUAUUUUCCAGACUGGGGUUGUGCUUUUAGUGGGUGUGACCUUAGUGGGACUGUGCUGUGGGUAUUCAGCUGUUUCACUGACCUCUGAUCUUUAGCUCUCCUCUGCCUGACAGGUGGGCUAAAGCUAAAGGGGUGAAAAGCACAAACCCUCCAACACGGCCGCCUUCCUCGUGAUUAAACUGUUUCUAGUGUGUUGUUAUAGAAAAUGAAUUAAUCUACAAAGUAUAGAUCUGGAGAGGAUCGCUGACAUGUUUGAGUUAUCCUGAAGAUUACCAGGAAGAAAGGAUAAAUGAAGUUCUGAACGGGGGCCACCGUAUUGUCGGAGAGGAUUCAGACUGGUCAGCAUGCUGCACAUGAACACAGACAAUAAGAGCACGCAACCUGACCGCAUCCCCAUUGUUGAGCCUGAGAAACUCGAUCCCGGCUCCCCUUUUUUCACGGCUCCGCUCGGACUUUAAAGGGCGUGUGGCUGCAUUAAUAAAACAGCGGGCGAACAGAGACACCGCAGAAAGACGCUUCAUCAGGUUGCAUUUCAUUGUGAUGUGGAGUCGUGCAGCAGCAAUUCACAUUCAGACUGGAUGUGGCAGCAUCUCU